Molecule: messenger RNA, 802 nt
Organism: Protobothrops mucrosquamatus (brown spotted pit viper)
Lineage: Eukaryota; Metazoa; Chordata; Lepidosauria; Squamata; Viperidae
Gene: ISOC2
Product: isochorismatase domain containing 2
Exons: 6
Coding region: 26-640 (204 amino acids)
Cellular component (GO): cytoplasm
Source: RefSeq, a predicted model, not a curated record
CCUAGAGCGCCUGCAAAGCUUGGAAAUGUCCCUGGCACGGCUUGGAAAAGUGGUUCCCAAAUCAAGCAUCUUGUUCCUGUGUGACAUGCAAGAGAAAUUCCGCCCCAACAUCAGCUACUUCCCUCAGAUUGUGUCUGUGGCAGCUCGGAUGCUGAAGGUUGCUGAAGCUCUUGAAAUCCGCACUGUGGUCACUGAGCAAUACCCCAAAGGUUUGGGUCCAACAGUACCGGAGCUGGGAGCUGAAGAAUUGCCCAAAUACACCAAAACGUGCUUCAGCAUGCUUAUCCCAGAGGUGGAAAAAGAGAUGGAAUCUGUUCCCAACUUGAAAUCCGUACUUCUCUGUGGGAUCGAGACACAGGCUUGCAUCAUGAGUACUGCCUUGGAUGUCAUGGAGCGAGGUCUGGACGUUCACAUCGUGGUGGAUGCUUGCUCUUCCCGCAGCCAGGUGGACAGGAUCAUAGCUCUGUCCAGACUGCGUCAGAGCGGGGCUUUCCUUACCACUAGUGAGGGACUUAUCCUGCAGCUCGUCCGGGAUGCAGCUCACCCGCGUUUCCGAGAGAUUCAGAAAUUGAUUAUGGAUCCUGCCCCUGACAGUGGCCUUCUGCCCCUCAUAAAAGUGCCAAAUCCCCUUUUCAGUUAGCUUAGCUGCUCCAAGGAUGAUAAUCUUCCUUUAAAGCACCUUCAGCCAUUUCAUCUGAUGUCCUUGUCCUUCUGAAUGGGAAGAAGCAAAAUCAAGAUUCUUCAAGUUGACUUUAAAGAGGAAGAUGAUGAAUUAUAAACCUAGCUGAAAAGCUGCAUCAGA